This is a messenger RNA of Dentiscutata heterogama, 1025 nucleotides long. Lineage: Eukaryota; Fungi; Glomeromycota; Glomeromycetes; Diversisporales; Gigasporaceae. The record is from the annotation of a GenBank genome assembly.
AACAAGAUAAGGAAACUUCGAGAAUUCCGUUUCUUUAUGAAAAUGGAAACGGUUCAUUAGGAUCUAAUGGCUAUCAUUUUGGCUCACUUUAUGUUCCACCAAUGCCAGCGCCAAUACCUGGUGAUACGGAUGUUUACUCUGUAUUAAACAAUGAAAGUGCAAAUUCUUCAAUGGUUGACCUUUCUGCAAGUCAAAAUAGAAUAAACAUCAAAAAUAUGUUAAUAUUUGACCACCACGGUGAUGACGACAUGUGGUUACGAACCGAUGAUGACAAUGUAUCUAUAAUUACUGGGUCAGGUGUUAGUGUAUCAAAUGCAUCAUUUGUGACUGCGUCAGACGGUGACGAAGAAGAUGAUGAAAGUUUUAAUGAAAGUGAUAACGAUGAUAAAACCAUUGGGCACAAUACUCCUAUCAUUAUUGAUGAUUCUGAUAGUGACUAUUAUGUGAAUAAAACGGAACUGUCCCCUGAUGAACAUCAUUAUUCGAUGUCCCCACCAGUUGCCAAGUCUAUUCCAUAUGGAAGCUAUUUAAGACGAUAUAAACAGUCUUCGUUGAGAUCUUCUUCGGCUCCAUUUCAAAGUUCAUUUCUUCAACCACCCCGCGUGUCAUUCAUACCUGCAAGAAAAAGUCCAAGUUUCAAAUCAUCGCCUUUUUUAAAAUUAAUGAAUGAAAGUACCGCAUCAUCUGACGAUAUAGUUCCGGAUCAAUCGCUAAAUACUCAGGAUGAAGCAGAGGAAAAAAUGACAAUUAUAUUUGAGACUACUAAAACUGUAAAAGUGUUAUUAACUCCAAUUUUCUUGAAAAUUGUGGAAGAGUUUUUGGAAGCAAUUAAAAAAGAGGAUUGGAACAUGGAAGCUAUGUUUGAUAAAAUGCAAAUGGACUAUGUAGGGGAACUUACAAAAUUAUUUCCCUUCAAAUUUUCAACCACAAGUUUUGGUGUAUCUAUUCAUAAAGUUCAUCUACACUUUAUACAAGAUGUAAUGCUUCCGGAUGAUUUAACAAAUGUAAAUGAUGAAUAUCCUAGU